Paramecium octaurelia is the source of this 1949-nucleotide messenger RNA. Lineage: Eukaryota; Ciliophora; Oligohymenophorea; Peniculida; Parameciidae. The record is from the annotation of a GenBank genome assembly.
AUGACAGAGCAUCCAAUUUACAAUACAUGUAAACUUGGUUUCUCAAUCAAAAAUUAGCCAUCACCAACACCGAAUUGCUCACCACACAAAUCUUCGAUGAUCUCAAAAAACAAUGCGAAUUACAAAUCGAAAUCCUCCAAUCCUCCCCAGAAUUCCAAGAAACCAAACAAUUGAUACAGUCCUUCUAUGCUCAAGCACACAGAAUCAACUUGAAAAUCAAAAAAAAAACAGAACCUCGUCCCCAAUUCUAGGACAGAAUCAAAUACUAGAAAGUCAAAGAGGACGAAGAAGUCGAAAAAAACAGAGAAAUAUUGAUAGAAGUCAAAAAGAAACUACUCUGCGUUAUUAGAAUAUCCAAAGCCAUUCCCUUCGUCAUCAAUUUCAUCAAAACCUAAAAUGUGAGGGACAAACAAUACAAACUCACCUUAAUGGUCGAAGAUGCCUUGCUAGACGGUAUCAACUGGUAUCUUAUGCUCCACAACAUCAAAGAUUCCUAGUGGAAUAAGGAAUUGCCAUAGGAAUGCAAACUAAAGGAAAUUCUCCACUAAUUACUCACCAUCAUUUGGCAAUAGAGACAGGACUUGAAGAACGAAUUAAACGAAAUCUUCUUUAGAUUGAAAAAGACUCAACUUAUCAAAUUGUUGGACAAGUAAGGGGAGUUAUGUGAAAACAACGAUGAAUUCACACAAUAAUCUACCAAAAUUUUAAAACAAUUACAAGAAUUUUGCAAUGGACUUGAAACCAUCAAACUAUCACCCAAUAAAGCAAAUGGAUUGUAUUACUUAUAAAGGAUCUUACUAUCAUAUUGUUGGGUCAAACAAAUUGAACUAUCAGAAAUUCUUUAUCACACCAGAAUUGCAGGUAGACUAGAUAAGUUAAAAUAAGACAAGGAUCACAGCAAUGUCAUUAGACUAAGAUAGAAAAUCACAUUCUUAAGAUUCGUAUAUCGAAUUCCUGCUGUGAAAGUGUGGUGUGAAUAAAAUCAGAUCAUCCCUUUUGAAAUGCAAUCAAAUAUCCCCCAAUACCUUCAAGAAGAAUACGAUCAAUUCAUGAGUGACAAAAGAGAAAAACUCUUCUCUGAUACUAAAGAAGAUUAUUUCAUAGAAUCCCAAUUGAAAUUUCUGGUCAAGAACUUUCACCUUUACAAAAAUAAAAUCAGAGUCAUAUUCAACGACUUAAGAUUCAUUUAGAAUAAACAAGAAAUCUAUGAACUAUAUAAAGAGUAUGUCUACGAUGGUGACAUUGAUAAGGUUUAGAAUCUACAAUUCUAAAAACAAUAGAAGGAUAUCAUUAUCGCAUGUUGCAUACGAAAUUUAGAAAUCAAACUCUCAAAUGAAGAUUUCACAAAGUCAGUUUUCCCUCUUGUUAAAUUCAAUUUCCUAUUAAAAAAGGAGAAACACUUUCAAUUCCAGUAAUCCUCAUAUGAUAAGUCUUAUUACUCCUUUUUAGCCAAGCCUUCCAUUGUUAAGAUAUUUCUCAUUGACAUCUUGGCUCUAGAAUAGCCAUUUCCCUAUAUUUUUGAAUUCAUCUAUUAUGAAGACGGGAAGUUACAGCAAUCUAUGAAAAGCACUACUCUCUAAGGCUAAUUCUUUUAUUGUCCCCAAGUGAGAGAACAUUUAUCCAAGCGAUAUCAAUUUAAUAUCAAGUUAAUUGAAAAUGAAAAUAGAGUGACCUUUACUUAUCUACCAACUAUUCACUAUGAUUAUGUUAAACCAGCUGCAACCGUUUUAUGGGAAGACAUACUAUUAUAAGACCUCAAACUCAUUGAAUUCCAUAGACAUUAACUAGUAGACGAAAUCAAUUUUAUGGUUCACAGUCAUCAAUUCUAGACAAUCAAACAAUAAAUAUAACAAGAAUCAAAGUAUUUUAGUGAUCAUCUCAAAAUUAUGAAUGAGCUUGAAGUAUUUUGUAAUUUGAAUUACAAUGGUAAGAAGUUAAGAUGUAUAUGA